Trichosurus vulpecula (common brushtail) is the source of this 957-nucleotide messenger RNA. Its product is annotated as olfactory receptor 52J3-like. Lineage: Eukaryota; Metazoa; Chordata; Mammalia; Diprotodontia; Phalangeridae. Gene Ontology annotation, molecular function: G protein-coupled receptor activity; olfactory receptor activity. The transcript has a single exon. Gene Ontology annotation, cellular component: membrane. The record is from RefSeq and is a predicted model, not a curated record. Bases 1 to 957 code for a protein of 318 amino acids. Gene Ontology annotation, biological process: G protein-coupled receptor signaling pathway.
AUGUGGUCACAACUUAAUGCCACUAUUUUCCACCCAAACACCUUCAUUCUGCUGGGCAUUCCUGGGCUGGAGGAUAUACAUGCCUGGUUGUCUUUACCCUUCUGCUCUUUCUACCUUGUGGCAAUUUUGGGCAAUGUCACCAUCUUAUUAGUGAUAUGGGCUGAACAGACACUCCACAAUCCUAUGUUCUAUUUCCUGGCCCUCCUCUCCACAAUUGACCUGGCACUCUCAACAACCUCUGUGCCCCGCAUGCUUGGCAUCUUCUGGUUUGGGGCCCAUGAGAUCAGCUUUGGAGCCUGUAUGGCCCAAAUGUUCUUCAUCCACAGCUUCACUGGCAUGGAAUCAGGUGUCCUAUUUGGCAUGGCCUUUGAUCGCUAUGUGGCCAUCUGCACGCCUCUUCGCUAUACAACUAUCUUGACAGACCAAGUGUUGACUGGCUUUGGGGUGGUUAUUGUGUUGCUCCCUAUCUUGCUCAUGAUACCUAUCAUGACCCUGGCCUACCACCUGCCCUUCUGCCAAUCUCAUGUCAUUGCACAUUCUUAUUGUGAACAUAUGGGUAUUAUUAAGCUGGCUUGUGCCAACAUUCAUGUUAAUGCCAUCUAUGGCCUCUUUGAUGCUUCCUUUCUUGUCUUGGCUCUCAUCCUUAUUGGUGUUUCCUAUGCCUAUAUUAUCCAUGCAGUCUUUCGCCUUCCUUCCCAUGAUGCCCGACUCAAGGCACUGAACACCUGUGGUUCACACGUAGGAGUUAUGUGUGUCUUCUACAUACCUGCUUUAUUCUCCUUCCUCACUCACCGAUUUGGUCACCGCAUACCCCCGUAUGUUCAUAUUCUUAUUGCCAACCUCUAUAUGAUUAUUCCACCAGCACUCAACCCUGUCAUCUAUGGUGUGAGAACUAAGCAGAUCCGGAAGCGAGUAUUCCAGGCCUUCACUGGCAAACAGAUGCUAGAAACUUCUUAA